UGGCCUGGCAGCCGCAGUUUGGUAUUUUGGUGUCAUUUGUCAUGAUACGAAUGAAGUUUUAUUUAUUUUUGCAGUUUAUUGGAAAGUUGAUUUUAUUUAUUGAAAGUAUUCAAAUUGAACAUCACUUUUGUAUUGCAUUACACAACUACGAGUGCAUAGGUUAUGUUAUGGCUGUAAGAGAUCACUUAGACUGCUGUGCAUAAAAUACUCUUACGGAGUUUGAAAUCCUCUUUGAACAUUUUGUAACUGUAUUGCACAAGUAACUUUCAAGAAUGUCCUUCUUACGGGGCUCCGAGAACUAUGUGUGGUGCACGACUAGCGUGCUCGGAAAGGGCGCUACAGGCGCCGUGUUCCAGGGCGUCAACAAAAACAACGGGGAACCCGUGGCGGUGAAGACGUUCAACCAGCUGAGUCACAUGCGGCCGCACGAUGUGCAGAUGAGGGAGUUUGAGGUGCUCAAGAAGGUGAAACACGAGAACAUCGUGAAACUUCUUGCGAUCGAGGAGGAACAGGAAGGCCGCGGUAAAGUGAUCGUGAUGGAGCUGUGCACCGGAGGCAGCUUGUUCAACAUACUCGAUGACCCUGAGAAUACCUAUGGUCUUCAAGAACACGAGUUUCUAUUAGUUUUGGAGCACUUAACAGCUGGCAUGAAACAUUUACGGGAUAAUAACUUAGUGCACAGAGAUUUAAAACCAGGAAAUAUCAUGAAGUAUAUUAAUGAGGAUGGAACUACUACAUAUAAGCUCACAGACUUCGGAGCAGCCAGAGAGCUGCAAGAGGAGGAACAGUUUGUGUCUUUGUACGGUACUGAGGAGUACCUACACCCUGACAUGUAUGAAAGAGCAGUGUUGCGGAAACCAGUGGGAAAGAGUUUUGGUGCUACAGUGGACCUGUGGUCUAUCGGCGUCACAUUGUACCAUGUGGCCACAGGCCAGCUGCCAUUUCGACCAUAUGGAGGUAGAAGAAAUAAAGAAACUAUGUUUUAUAUUACUACAAAGAAGGCAUCUGGAGUCAUUGCAGGAACCCAAACAACUGAGAAUGGGCCAAUAGAUUGGGCACGUGACCUGCCACCACACUGCCAACUGAGUGUAGGCUUACGGAAGCUCGUGACUCCUCUUCUCGCUGGCCUACUGGAAGUGGAUCCUCACAGGAUAUGGACUUUCGAACGGUUUUUCUCUGAAGUUCAAAUAACGACAUCCACAACCCCUGUACAUGUGUUCCAUGUUAAUAAAGCAGCUAGCAUUAAAGUGUUCCUGAAGCCGGAAGAGAAGUACGAGCACCUACAGACGUACAUCUGCGAGCAGACGAGCGUGGUGGCGGAGUCGCAGAUCCUGCUGCACCAGGACAAGCUGCUGCUGUCCGUCGUGGACGACAGUACGCUGGGAAAGGACUACCCGGAGACGACGGCGGAGGAGCCGCUUAUGCUUUUCAACAAGAACAACAACAACGUGAGCAUGGCGCCGGAGCCCGACAUACCCAAGUUCCCCGUGUUCCCCAACAUCGUGUCCGUCGAGAACGACGCCAGCCAGGCCAAGACGGCGUGCAGCGUGGGCCACGCCAUCAAGCGGCGCGUGGAGGCGGCGUGCGCGGCGUCGCUGCUGUGCGGCGCGUGCGUGUCGCGCUGGGGCGCGCUGCUGGCGGCGCGGCUGGCGCGCGUGGCGGCGCGGGCCGACGCGCUGGCGGCGCACGCGGCGCUGGCGCUGGCGGCCGCGCGCGCGCUGGAGCGGGCGGCGCCGGCGCGCGACGGCUGGGCCGCCAUGGCGGCGCUGGUGGCGGGCGAGGCGGCGGCGCUGCGCGCGGCGGCGCAGGCGCUGCUGGCGCGGCACGCGGCGCCGGCGCUGCGCGCGGAGUUCGACGCGGCGGCGGCGCCGUGCCCGGCGGAGCUGCGCCUGCACGUGCGCGCGCGCACGCUGGUGGAGCGGCUGCGCGACUCGUGGCAGCACCUGGUGCGGGACCGCGCCACGCGCUCGCUCACCUACAACGACGAGCAGUUCCACGUGCUGGAGCGCAUCACGGUGGCGGAGACGGGCCGGCGCGCGCGGGCGCUGCUGCAGCGCGCUGCGCCGCUCGCCCGCGCGCGAGCUGACGCCAUCGCCGACUGGUACAAGGUGGCGCAGACAGUGUUCCUGCAGACGCAGAUCCUGGACAAGGACGUGUCGAGCGCCGAGCUCAAGCUGCUGACGCUGGCGGCGCGCGUGCAGGACGCCGAGCACGCGCUGCGCGACGCCGGCGACGCGCAGGCGGCGGGCGCGGCGCGGCCCGAGGCGCGGCCCGGCGCCGGCGUGGGCGCGCGCGGCGCGGGGCUGCGCGCGCUGCUGGCGGCGCACGACGAGCUGGCGGCCGCGCUGGCGCCGCACGCCGCGCUGCUGGCGCGCCUGGCCGCGCUCACCCGGGACGUGGCGCCCUAGUGCCGCGCACGACCAUAAAAUGAAUAACUUAUUCACUAAACAUUCGUCGGACAUCAAUCUUACCCAUACACAAUAUCUAAUGUUGCAAAAAAAAAUUGACUGAAAACACAAUCUGAUCUCAAAAUAAACUGUAUUGCAAAAAAAAAACGGGCACCAAAACCAAAUCAGAGUUUUGAAGACUUUACGUAUGUUUCAAAAUGUUUUAAUGACUGGCAUAUGUGGAACGUAGAAAGUUCGAACCUUCUACCAGGAAUUAGUCCAAAAUAAGAAUUAACCACUCUUUAAAACUGAGAUUUCGCACAGAAGGCCCUGUUUUUUGCAAAACAGUGUAUACAAUCUUUAUGCAUAAGAAAACAUUUGCCUCUUUCAGAUAAUACAUAUCAAAUCAUUCCGUGUAUAGUACGUACGAGUUAUUAAGAUUAUAAUAUACAGUUUACAGGAAGCACUGACUGUAAUAGUUAUUGAGGAGAGUGAGCGAGGUACUAUACGCUAUUAUUUGAACAAACGAGUACUGCAGGUUUUCACUAGUAGCGCCCGCUAGUCCAGGCCGGCAAGCGCGUUACACACAUAACGCGGGACACUGGUGGCACAAUCUUGUUGUUUCAUUUUGGGUAUAAACUUUAGAAUACGAAAACGUAAUUUCGAACUCCUCCGGCGUCCUUUAAUGCGGAAUAAUAUAGGUAUAAUUAUCGGCACGGAUAAUGAGCUCUCGGCGGAAGAGUGGGGAUCGCUUUGCGCACCAUACACUUAUGGCAAUAAAAACACACACCCUUUUA
Messenger RNA from Helicoverpa zea (corn earworm), 3184 nucleotides. It is a transcript of the gene IKKepsilon, whose product is annotated as inhibitor of nuclear factor kappa-B kinase subunit epsilon. Gene Ontology annotation, cellular component: cytoplasm. The transcript has 6 exons. Gene Ontology annotation, biological process: peptidyl-serine phosphorylation. Gene Ontology annotation, molecular function: ATP binding; protein serine/threonine kinase activity. NCBI's taxonomy places the organism in Eukaryota, Metazoa, Arthropoda, Insecta, Lepidoptera, Noctuidae. The coding region runs from base 273 to 2408 and encodes 711 amino acids. The record is from RefSeq and is a predicted model, not a curated record.